AACAGUCCCGUGAACGCCGCCCACUGAAACCUAAAGGCAGUACUGAACGCAAAGGGGAUGAGCUAAAUCAGCCAACGCCAACUCAAACUCUCUAAAGACUAGUUUAGUUGUUUCCUCAGUGUCAGGUUAACGGGUAGCUUACCUAGCUGGUGACCUCGUAUAUUAAUACCAAGACGGUAUGCUCUCAAAAAAAGCCCAAUUUCAGUGGUUGUUUAUUUCGCGGCGUGGGUAAAUAGAGUAGUUGUUGUUGUGGCCUGCUACACCGUAGCUUAGCUAAAACUAGCUGUAGCACCAGCUGGUUCCUGGAGAUUUAUUUCGGCAUCACAUCACCGAAACGACAAAAGAGGGAAAUGGUACACCUUUCCAGCUAAAGCCAGAAGACCGAGUUGUCGCUAUAAAGGCAAGUAGUGGUUUUGGACAGGGAUCAGCAAGUUGUCCCCCAGCUAUGAGAGCCUCUAAUCAGUGAUUGACAUCUCACAACAAUGGAGCUGUACUGGUACAUAGUUGUCAUCAUAUUUAUCAUCAUCAAGAUAUUCUUCUAUGUGUGCUGGUACCGAUCAAGACAAAGGCAACUGGCAGCAUACCUGAGCAACCCACGCAAUGCUCAAAUAGUCAUUGUUGGAGGAAGGGCCUACCUUCAUCAGAUGUGUGAGAGGCAGAGCCAAACCUCUGUCUGGCCUAGUUGGUAUGGUGUCCAGGAUGACCUGUCAAUAGAAGAGCCCUCCACAGCCCUGCCACCAGCUGCAUCCUUCUCCCACUUGGAUAUGCCACCACCAUAUGAGGCAGUCUCUGGAGAGGAUGAUCUGAAGCCCCCUCCCUACAGCGAGUGUGCUCAUGGCGGUGAGGCUGCCACUCCCUGUCUCUCCCAGCAGACCAUCCUCAUUCCUGAGGGAGGAGACUCCGUCAGCGUAAACGAAGCCCCACCCCCUUACACACCGUCUCCCCCCACACAAGUCAGUCAGCAAGACGGCUCUGUAAGCCACAGUGAGUCCCAGCCAGAGAGCAGGUCCACCUAACCAAUCCCUGAUGCCAGUUUGCCUUUUCCAUGCACUGCCUUCCUACAUCCAACCUCAGCAAUCGUUGCCAGCCUAACUCUCAUCACAUGAGAGCAGAUGUUUAUUUGGGUGCAAGUCUGUGUGUGUGUGUGUGUGUAUGUGUGUAUGCUUGCGUACUUGGUGGUUUUUAGAGCUAAGUUGAUUUUCUAUUUUGUAUUGUUUAAAAAGUGGUCAUCUGAUAAGUUUGGCAAUGACAUCAGCAAGCCUGUGUGCCUCAGUCAGGACCGCAGAUCCUGCCUCCCAGCAAGGAUAAGGAUAAUACCCUUGACCUCUAAUCUCAGAGGGAGUCAGUGAGGUACAGAUAAGCAGAGAGAAAGAUACUUUCAAGAGUGUUCUGUUUUCUGCAUUUUCUCUGUCUGAGCCCACUUCUUUUCACAGAUCUAAAACAACUGACUCAUUCUAAAAGCUCAAUUGGGGAAAUGAGAAGUUUGUUGACAGCUUUUUGUUCCUGCUAAUGUGAUACAUUAUAUGUUCGACAUUACUUUGUCUGUGUGUGUUCUGAACCAAGGUUGUCAUAGUUAACUAAAACUAGGUGUGAAACAACAUUUUAGUUAACUGAAAUAAAAACCUAAGACAAAAAACUAACUGUAACCAUACUGUGCACUUACCAAACAAAAUGAAAUAAAAAUAUACAGGGAAUGUCUUUAGUUUUAGUCUUUGUCACUUUGGUCAAAUUUUUCAGCACAAGCACGCGGAGGCAUCGGUGCACAUGUUAAACUAAUAAAAAUUACCUGAGAAAACCCACUGUGGAAACUAACUGAAAUUAAACCGAAUUGAAAACCAAAAUUAAAAACUAAAUAAUACUAGAAACCAAUGAAAAAUGUAAAACCAUAAUUGAAGACAGUAACAGUCUGUGAAAUUCAUAGUGUAGACAGUCCAAUUAGAUUUCCUGGUAAUUUGCUGCAUACAUGUGCAUAUUAAAUAAAUUGUGUUUCAACUUCUUCAAAGUGUUAUUACUCUCGAUGCUUCAUUAAUGCUGCACAUCAACACACGUGUUAUUUGAAGACAAAGUAUGUCGACAGAGAACUAUUUGAUAAUGAAUGCUCUAAUUGCUUUAAGUAAUGACUUCAUUAGCAUAACUGCUUCUGUUUAAUGUAUCAUGGUGAUUAUUCUGACACAUUUAGGCAAUUCAAGUGCCUAUUAGAUCUGUGGAUGGAAGUGAGUGACUUUAUGGAAGUAGAAAAGAUGUUUUCUGUUUUAUCACCUCUACUGCUGGGUUCUGUGUGUUGCUGCUUUACAUUAGCACCUAUAUGCCAGAAAGCAAGAGUCCGUCUGUGCAAAUAGUAUAAACACGAGUUUUGUUAUUUCUGUGUUUAAUAAAAAAAAGUUGUGGGAUCGGGAAAAAAAGUCCUCAGAACUAUGAGGAAAAAUGUAUGCUUCGUCCCAUAAUACACAUGAAAACACAUUUUCUCACGUGGUAGAUCCAGCUAUAAGAUAAUCGGACUUGAUGUUAAGAAUUGUAAUGUUGAGCUGAAGGCUUAAUUGAUAUAAUAUUGAAUGAAACAAGUGCAACAAUCCCAAAUAAAAAUACGCACAAGGCUGUGAGCUAAAGCUCAAAAUCGUUGAUGAAGCUGAGCUGAACGCUGCAUUUAAUGCAGUUGCUAAAAAAAAAUCAACAAAACUCAGUUAUUUUUAUUUUUUUCCUUCAUAAUUGUUGCAAUGAGACUAACCAAAAAAUGUUUAACAACGGCUUCUGUUCCUUGUAAUCUUCAUGUCAAUCUACCACAGGCUGGUAGAGGUUCGCAGAUUUUGUGUAUUUCUUCUGUUUGUAUUUUCUGGUAUAGUGUUGCUUGGGGGAAAGAUCAUGACUCUGCUUUUUGCUUUUUGUAUCACGCAUUUCAGAUAAUCCGGAAAUAACACUGUAAGAAAAUGCUCCCCAAUGAUCCACCUCCCGUGUUUGUUUCAGCAACAAUGUAAUCUGUGUACAGUUUCUGAACAUUACAAAACAUGAGAGCAAGAAACACAAAAUGAAUGCUGUAUAAAUAUAUUCUGGGAAAGUGCGUAAAAGUGGAUCUUCGUGCAGGAUCAGAAUUUAAAAAGUGUUUUAAUGAUAAUCCUUCGUAUUGUGAUGACAAAUCGUGGAGCAUCUUUCACUGAUGCCUUUAAAAAAAAGUCUUUCCUGUGAUUCUACAGUCUGAAGGAUGCAACAGAGAAGCUGCAGUGUACAGAUCUGAACUCGUUCACUAACGUAGCAGCAGCACGAUGAGGAUCAAAUACUUGUUACAGUCCUCUACUGUAACGUACGUCCUGUCUGUUAACUUCAUGUUCAUUCCCAUGAUGGUUGACAUCAGAUCUCUCCAGUCAGUAGCUUUGUGAUUUGAGGGGAAUUUAAUUAAUUUUAUUAUUUUUAUUUUUUUUCUGUUUUGGGGUAAAUACAUCUUCUGUAUUAAACUGUUGUUUAUAAUCUU
Molecule: messenger RNA, 3463 nt
Organism: Morone saxatilis (striped sea-bass)
Lineage: Eukaryota; Metazoa; Chordata; Actinopteri; Moronidae
Exons: 5
Coding region: 483-1016 (177 amino acids)
Source: RefSeq, a predicted model, not a curated record